This is a messenger RNA of Babjeviella inositovora NRRL Y-12698, 1644 nucleotides long. RefSeq names its product Cntp (gene CNT). The transcript has a single exon. Gene Ontology annotation, cellular component: membrane. The coding region runs from base 1 to 1644 and encodes 547 amino acids. Gene Ontology annotation, molecular function: symporter activity; nucleoside transmembrane transporter activity. Lineage: Eukaryota; Fungi; Ascomycota; Pichiomycetes; Serinales. The record is from RefSeq and is a predicted model, not a curated record. Gene Ontology annotation, biological process: nucleoside transmembrane transport.
AUGGGCUCCAAGGUCGGUGGUAUCUUUACCUCCGCUAAUGGUGUUUACCGCAAGAACAAGUGGGUCUGGAGUCUUUUCUGGGCCUUGUUCUUCACUUCCUGGUGGUUGUCCAUUAUCAUCCAGGACAAGCACCGUCACAUGUGGUUGAUCCCAACCAUUUUGUGGGGGUUCAUCAUGAUCAGAAUCAUCUCCUGGUACUGCCCGAUCCUUUACUGGAUCCUCCAUGCCGCGCAAAAAAUCUGGUACCUGGGCUCCGAUAUUAUCUACAAGUACAUUCCUAGCCACAACGCCAGAAUGGCGGUAGGUGCUUUAGUCACACUUGCUACAAUUUUGGUCGGUACCUUUGUGCCUUCGGAAACCGAGUACUCCAGGAGGGCUGACCGCGGCGUCUCCCUCUUCGGCAUUAUUGUUGCCCUCUUUGGUUUGUGGUGCACUUCCGUCAACCGAGCUGCUAUCAGGUGGCACACGGUUAUCGGCGGAUUGUUGAUGCAAUUCAUCAUUGCACUUUUUGUCUUAAGAACCAAGGCUGGCUACGACAUUUUCAACUUUGUCUCCUUCUUGGCCAGAGAAUUGCUUGGUUUCGCCAAGGACGGUGUUGCGUUCGUCACCAACGCCGAGAUUUCCCAGCUCGGGAUGUUCUUCUUUACCGUCUUGCCAUCCGUCAUUUUCUUCGUCGCCUUCGUACACAUUUGGUACUACUUCGGUGUUAUCCAGUGGGGUGUUGGUAAGUUUGCCUACUUCUUCUACUGGACGCUAAGAGUUUCCGGAGCCGAAGCUGUCAACGCCGCCGCUGCUCCGUUCAUCGGGAUCGGUGAGUCCGCCAUUUUGAUCAAGAACUUGUUGCCGUACUUGACCCGGGCCGAGAUCCACCAGAUUAUGUGUUCCGGUUUCGCCACCAUUUCGGGUUCCGUCCUUGUUUCCUACAUUGGCUUGGGAGUUAACCCGCAGGCCUUGGUCUCCUCUUGUGUCAUGUCUAUUCCUGCCUCUUUGGCCGUGUCCAAGAUGAGAUACCCAGAGACGGAGCACUCUGUUUCUGCCGGUAAGAUGGAAAUCUUGGGUAACGAGGAGGACGAGGCAGCCCGUCCUCGAAAUGUCUUGCAGGCCUUCUCUAACGGAGCCACUUUGGGGCUUAUCAUUGCUGCCACCAUUAUGACCCAGUGCUUGUGUAUCAUCGGGCUUGUGGCCUUGAUCAACGCGUUGUUGACUUGGUUUGGUGGUUUCUGGAACAUCCCACAAUUGACAUUGGAGUUGAUGGCCUCUUACUUGUUGUACCCCGUCGCCUGGUUGGUCGGGACUCCAAAGGACGAAGUGUUGUUGGUUUCCAAAUUGAUGGCCACCAAGAUUAUCCAGAACGAAUUCAACGCUUACUUAAUGUUGAUCAACGACGAACCAUUCACCUCCAUGUCCAAGAGAGGUUCCAUGAUUGCCACCUACGCCUUGUGUGGGUUCGCCAACUUCGGUUCCGUCGGUACCCAGGUUGGUGUUUUGGGAACCUUGGCCCCUACCAAGUUGAAGGAGAUUGCCGAGUUGGUCAUGUCUGCAUUGUUCACCGGUGCCAUCUCCACCUUAUUGUCCACUGCGGUCGCCUCUAUGGUGAUUCACGACUUGGCUAACUUCUCCGUUACCGGGGGCAGAUCUGGUUAG